AUGCUGGAGGGCCUGGGGAUCCACACGAAAGUGGUGCAGCACAACGCCCGGCCAGGAACCCUCUAUGACGAGGCCCUUCGCUAUGAGAAGGGCUCGGCGAUUCUCUCGACGGGGGCCUUGGCAGCCUUCAGCGGUGCGAAGACGGGGAGAUCACCCCUGGACAAGCGGGUUGUAGAGGAGCCAAGCACCAAGGAUGACAUCUGGUGGGGAGCCGUCAACAUCCCGGUCUCGGAGUCGACCUUCAAGAUCAAUCGCGAGCGUGCCAUCGAUUACUUGAACACCCGGGAGAGGCUUUAUGUCUUGGACGGCUUCGCUGGCUGGGACCCGAAGUACCGGUACAAGGUUCGAGUGAUUACCAGCCGUGCCUACCAUGCGCUGUUCAUGCACAACAUGCUUAUCCGGCCGACGGCCGAAGAGCUUGCGAACUUCGGAGAGCCGGACUACACGAUUUACAAUGCCGGGGCGUUCCCGUGCAACCGAGCGACGGAGGGCAUGACCUCGGGCACCUCCGUCUCACUCAACUUCGCGAGCAGGGAGGUGGUGAUCCUCGGCACGCAGUAUGCCGGCGAGAUGAAGAAGGGCGUCUUCAGCAUCAUGAACUACCUCUUGCCAAAGCAGGGUAUCCUUAGCAUGCAUGCAAGCGCCAAUGCCGGCAAGGACAAGGGCGAUGUGACGGUCUUCUUCGGCCUCAGUGGCACUGGAAAGACCACACUUUCGGCCGACGAGCACCGGCUGCUCAUCGGCGACGAUGAGCACGCCUGGACGGAUCAGGGCAUCUUCAACAUCGAGGGAGGCUGCUACGCAAAGGCCAUUGGCUUGACCCGGGAGAAGGAGCCGGAGAUUUGGGAUGCCAUUCGUUUCGGGGCUUUGCUUGAAAAUGUCGUCUUCGAUCAGCGCACCGGCCGGGUAGACUACGACGACGUCAGCAUCACCGAGAACACCCGGGUGUCCUAUCCUCUUGAAUACAUCCCGAAUGUCAAGAUCCCAGCCGUCGCUGGGCACCCGAAGAACAUCAUCAUGUUGACCUGCGAUGCUUUCGGGGUGCUGCCUCCGGUGUCAAAGCUGACGCCAGCGCAGGCGAUGUACCAUUUCAUCUCCGGGUACACCGCCAAAGUGGCCGGCACAGAGAUGGGCGUCACUGAGCCUACUGCCACCUUCUCCGCCUGUUUCGGGGCUCCCUUCAUGGUGUGGCAUCCCGCCAAGUAUGCCGAGCUCCUUGCCGAGAAGAUGGCUCAGCACAACGUGAAUGCCUGGCUCAUUAACACCGGCUGGACCGGCGGAUCCUACGGAGACACCCGUGCCAUCAUCGAUGCCAUCCACGAUGGCAACCUCGCAGGGGGCGAGUUCGAGAAUUUCCCGCGGUUCAACCUCCAAGUGCCAAAGUCCUGUGCCGGCGUGGACAGCCACAUCCUUAUGCCCAACAAGACUUGGUCGAACCAGGAGGAGUUCCAGAAGGCUUCAGUCAAGCUCGCCACGCUCUUCAAGGACAACUUCAAGAAGUUCUCUGCAGGAUGCUCAGAGGACAUUCUCGCUGCAUCCCCUGAGUGA
Molecule: messenger RNA, 1548 nt
Organism: Symbiodinium sp. CCMP2456
Lineage: Eukaryota; Dinophyceae; Suessiales; Symbiodiniaceae
Source: the annotation of a GenBank genome assembly